AAUUCCCACAAGUCCCUGAGUUAAUUUUUCUUGGCUUACUUUCUCUUGUUCAAAUCUAAUUGAUUCUUAUUCUCAUCAUUUGAUUGACCGCAGAGGGAAGAUGUCUAUCUUUCAUUGGUUCUGGGGUCAAUUUGCAUGAUUGGUUAGUUAAAAGGUUAGACUUCUCCGUGGUAACAUAAGUGUUACAAUUAAUAUUAUUAUCAGAUAAGGUUUAAGUUGAUUGUGAUUGUGAAUGAAGUCAUGCAGAAUUUUGUGACAUAGUGUGGUCAGCGUUGUUUAUAGGUGCUUGAUUAUAGUCCUCACAAGUCCCUUGACUUUGUUUUCGUGCCAUACUUUCUUGCUAACUUAAGAAAAGUUUGUUACUUAAAUUAAUCUCAAGAAGAUAGUUCUUGGAGACACAUAAGGAAAAAGAGAAUCAUGUUCUUUGCUUGUAUGCUCUUGAUUACCAUCCUUUUAAGUUUUAGCUAUGCAGAGAUAAUAAAAGAGAGUCCUUUGUCAAUAGGACAAACUCUCAGCUCCUCUAAUGGUAUUUAUGAAUUGGGGUUCUUCAGUCCUAAUAAUUCCCAGAAUCAGUAUGUCGGAAUCUGGUUCAAGGGUAUCAUUCCCCAGGUGGUUGUGUGGGUGGCUAAUAGAGAAAAGCCUGUUACAGACUCCGCGGCAAAUCUCGGUAUCAGCAGCAAUGGAAGUCUUCUGUUAUCUAAUGGCAAACAUGGCGUUGUGUGGUCUACCGGAGAUGUUUUCGCAUCUAAUGGGUCUCGUGCAGAGCUUACAGACAAUGGAAAUCUUGUUCUCAUAGACAAAGUUUCGGGAAGGACUCGAUGGCAAAGCUUUGAGAAUCUUGGUAAUACUCUGCUCCCUACGUCAACUAUGAUGUAUAAUCUCAUCACUGGUGAGAAGCGAGGAUUGACUUCUUGGAAAAGUUACACCGAUCCAUCGCCUGGCGAAUUUGUGGGUCAGAUUACACCGCAAGUGCCAUCACAGGGGAUUAUUAUGAGAGGCUCGGUUCUUUAUUUUAGAACCGGUCCAUGGGCUAAAACAAGGUUCACCGGGUCACCGCAAAUGGAUGAAUCAUACACAAGUCCAUACAGCUUACAACAGGAUAUAAAUGGGUCAGGAUACUUUUCAUAUGUUGAAAGAGACUACAAACUUGCACGCAUGAUUUUAACAUCAGAGGGAUCAAUGAAGGUGUUACGGUAUAAUGGAAUGGACUGGGAAUCAACCUACGAGGGUCCAGCCAAUUCAUGUGAGAUUUACGGUGUAUGUGGACUUUAUGGUUUUUGUGCUAUCUCAGUUCCUCCGAAGUGUAAAUGCUUCAAAGGUUUUGUUCCUAAAUCCACUGAGGAGUGGAAAAAAGGAAACUGGACUGGUGGUUGUGUGAGGCGUACCGAACUACAUUGUCAAGGAAACUCUAGUAGCAAAGAUGCAAACGUCUUCCAUACUGUUCCCAACAUAAAGCCUCCAGACUUUUACGAAUACGCAAAUUCUCUAGAUGCGGAAGAAUGCUAUGAAAUUUGCCUCCACAAUUGUUCUUGUAUGGCCUUCGCUUAUAUUCCUGGAAUAGGGUGCUUAAUGUGGAACCAAGAGCUAAUGGAUGCAGUGCAAUUUUCUACAGGAGGAGAAAUUCUUUCCAUUCGUCUUGCACGCUCUGAACUAGCUGGAAAUGAGCGCAACAAAAUCGUUGUUGCUAGUAUUGUGAGCCUUUCUCUUUGUGUGAUAUUGGCUUCUUCUGCUGCGUUUGGUUUCUGGAGAUACAGAGUGAAAAAUAAUGCUCAUAUAUCAAAGGAUGCCUGGAGGAAUGAUCUGAAAUCACAAGAUGUCCCAGGUUUAGUGUUUUUUGAGAUGAACACCAUACACACUGCCACCAAUAGUUUCAGUAUAUCAAACAAACUCGGACAUGGUGGAUUUGGUUCCGUUUACAAGGGAAAACUGCAAGAUGGAAAAGAAAUUGCGGUAAAACGGCUUUCUCGCAGCUCUGGACAGGGCAAAGAGGAGUUCAUGAAUGAAAUAGUACUCAUCUCAAAACUUCAACACAGAAAUUUAGUCCGGGUUUUGGGAUGCUGCGUCGAAGGAGAAGAGAAGCUAUUGAUUUAUGAGUUUAUGGUGAACAAAAGCCUUGAUACUUUUGUCUUUGAUUCAAGAAAAAGACUGGAGAUUGAUUGGCCAAAAAGAAUUGAGAUCAUUCAAGGUAUUGCACGUGGACUUCUCUAUCUCCACCGUGACUCACGCCUCAGAGUUAUUCACCGAGACCUGAAGGUCAGCAACAUUCUUCUGGACGAGAAUAUGAUCCCAAAAAUAUCAGAUUUCGGAUUGGCUCGGAUCUACCAGGGAACCCAAUAUCAGGACAAAACUCGAAGGGUUGUAGGAACUCUAGGAUAUAUGUCUCCUGAGUAUGCAUGGACUGGAUUAUUCUCUGAGAAAUCAGACAUCUAUAGCUUCGGAGUUCUACUGCUAGAAAUCAUCAGCGGAGAGAAGAUCUCGAGGUUCAGCUACGGCGAAGAUGGAAAAACACUUCUUGCAUAUGCAUGGGAAUCUUGGUGUGAAACCAAAGGAAUUGAUCUUUUGGACCAAGAUCUUGCUGAUUCUUGUCACACAUCUGAAGUUGGAAGGUGCGUCCAGAUUGGUCUGCUCUGUGUACAACACCAACCCGCAGGCAGACCAAACACACUUGAGUUGUUGUCUAUGCUCACCACAACAUCAGAUCUUCCAUUACCAAAACAACCCACAUUUGCAGUGCAUUCUACAGAUGAUAAAUCUCUGUCUAAGGAUUUGAUUUCCGUCAAUGAAAUUACACAAUCUAUGAUCCUUGGGCGUUAAGAAACCACGUGUAUUGGAAAUUGUACUUGAUGUUAAGAAGUCAACUUAUCAAUGUUGGGAUCUUCAAAAUUGAUUUCGUUCUUUAACCUUUUUUUAAAGAAACCAUUUUAUUGCUC
Messenger RNA from Arabidopsis lyrata subsp. lyrata, 2930 nucleotides. Its product is annotated as G-type lectin S-receptor-like serine/threonine-protein kinase At1g61430. Lineage: Eukaryota; Viridiplantae; Streptophyta; Magnoliopsida; Brassicales; Brassicaceae. Gene Ontology annotation, molecular function: protein serine/threonine kinase activity; ATP binding. Gene Ontology annotation, biological process: protein phosphorylation; recognition of pollen. Bases 418 to 2814 code for a protein of 798 amino acids. The transcript is spliced from 7 exons. The record is from RefSeq and is a predicted model, not a curated record.